AUGGAGCUUGCGAGACUGAUCAACGGAGCGAGAACGAAGGCGAUCCUCUGUGCCCUGCUUGUGAUUGUUCUGAUGGCGAAUCGAGUUGCUGGACAGUAUGACGGCAGAGGAUCGGACAUGGUGGAAGGGCCUCGGGUCGAGAGGAUGCACCCGGAGACGUCGGGCGGCUGCGUUGGCGCCCAUUGCCUGACCCAAAACUCCGAGGGACCGGUGGGAGCCAUGUGGUUCGGUCCCCGGCUCGGCAGGCGACGCCGAUCCGACAAGUUCACCCCCAAGAAGAUCGAGGCCCUCAGCGAGAUGCUCGGCUCGCCCAACUGGAACCUCGUCACCAUUCCCGGCGGAGAGGACAAGCGCCAGGAGACGACGUUCACGCCGCGUCUUGGCCGUGAGCUGGAAAACGCUAUCUCAGUCUACGACCUGGUGCGAGGUCUGGUCAGCAGCGUGGACGACCAGAACGGCAAGGAUCGGGACCAGCAGGCACCGCCACCGAUGUUCCCGCCCAGGCUUGGACGUACCCUCCUCACCCCGAGACUCGAGCACGAGCUGCGCAACUUGCUGCGAAAGCUUCAGAUGCAGUAG
Messenger RNA from Nasonia vitripennis (jewel wasp), 579 nucleotides. It is a transcript of the gene Pban, whose product is annotated as pyrokinin-like peptide. Lineage: Eukaryota; Metazoa; Arthropoda; Insecta; Hymenoptera; Pteromalidae. The record is from RefSeq and is marked inferred. Gene Ontology annotation, molecular function: neuropeptide hormone activity. Gene Ontology annotation, biological process: neuropeptide signaling pathway. The transcript has 3 exons. Bases 1 to 579 code for a protein of 192 amino acids.